CAGCACAUCACACUGGAGCCCUUGUGCCCCCAGUACAGAGCACAGCACCUCACAUUCAGGCCCCCAGCACGCCAAGUUGGAGCCCUGUGCCUCCAGACAGCCAACACAGAAUCACAGCAUCCUUAGAGUCAGAAGAUGUCUGUGCCCUCAGUUCAGCCCAGCACCUCUCACCCCCCUCUCAGCACUCCCACUUCAGCCAAGGGCUUACAGCUCGGCCCAGCACCUCAUGCUACCCAGCAGUGCUCCCACCAUCAUCCCAGUGUCCCCAGUUCGGAUCAGUACCUCACAUGCCCAUGCACAGUGCACCAGAUCAGCCUGGCACCACCAGUGUAUUCCAGCACCUCACAUAUCCACAGUGCCUCUGGCACCUCACACCUCUCCGGUGCCCAUGGUGCCUGCAGGUUCAUUCCCACCUCUUCCCACAUGCCCACAAACCCCUUCACUAUUUUCAUGUCUCAAGAUCUCCUUUGGUCGCUUUGAGUCAUUCAGUUAUUACAACUCUAGAACUACAAGCUGCUGGCCAACAGCAAGUGCCACAAACUGUGUUCCUCUGGCAGCUCUUUUGGCUCAUUUGUCUUAUUGUGUGUCCAGCUGAGAUCAGAAAACUAACAGCAAUUUUGUCAGAGAAUGGCCCAGGUUUUUCACUUCAGUUCAUCCAUAUUUGAUAGCAAUAUUUAGAUAUUUGAAUGCUCCGAGAUAUCCCCACUCUGGAUUUUUCUCUGCAAGAUUCUUUCCUUGGACUUCAGGCAGAGAUGGGUGGUUGGGGACUGAAAGGGAGAUGAGCACCCGCAGUGAGGGCUUAAUCUGCACAGCCAUUCUCUGCCAGGCAGGUGAUAACAAUUGAAGCAAGAGAAGCUGCCAUUGAGGGGAGAGAGUUGUUGGUGAGCGAUUAAAGAGCAGUCACAUUAUCACAGCAGAGCAUUCAUCGUGCUCCAGUGCUGGGCAGCUACGUUAGAAUUUCCCAGUGUGUCUGCUUCCAAGCAUAACUUUAUUUUCUUCAAUACAAAAACUGCAGGCAUAUUUGUCACUUCCAGCUCUUGGAGAUGAGUUAAAGCAAAGCUCUAAAAAACUGCAAGCUCUUUGAGUGCUAGUAGGAAAUGAAAGAAUAAAGCCAGGAUAAAGAUUCUGCUUUUAAGAUUUCCAAAGCCUAAUGCACCCAAAUUCUUCAGAGUUAGAGCAGAUGUGUGUGCCACUGUUACCCUCUGAAAUUCCCUUGGGAGAGAGGCGACUGUGCAGAACAGAGGCCCAUGGGGACAGUUACCGUUCAUUUAACGAACAGGAAAUUAUAACCUCACUUAUAAUGAGCAAACAGGUCUGUUGCUGACUUCAACUGACAGCCUGCUUUGGGAGAGGAUAAAAAGAAGACCUACAUUAGUACAAAAAAACACUUUUCUCAUUUGCUCCAUGCUUUGUUCCUGCAGGAGCAGGACAAGGCAGGACAGGCAGCCCCAAAGCCAGGCUGCUGUGCAGCAGGACUACGUGCCAGCUCAGCCUGCUGCUCCUUCCCAAGGCUCUGGGAACAUUUCACAGCUUCAUAACAAAGAUACAUUGCCUGUACUCAGGUACACAUCAUGCUAUAGGUUUAUGAAGCCUAAAUAUGAAAAGCAAUAGAAAGAGACACAGUUUCCCAGAGGAUGUAUCAAUCCUGCGACAGAGGAACAACACUGGCUGUGUUGUCCAAUUCCUUGAGUCGCGUAGGCCAGGAGCCCCAAGGGUCAGCACCCUGUGGGCAGCUGGAACAGUGGGGCGAGGAACUUGGCUGAGAAGGGACGGAGCCCAUCUCCAUGUCACAUUGCUGCACAUGGCCGCAAAUCUCUCUACUCCCACCAGGCUCUUUUCUGAAGAGCUCCUGAAGCUGUCCCCAGCACAACUCUGACCCUAGGCAAGCAGUGAGCCCCUCCUAGCAAACCACUGUCACCUUUGGGCUGCUCUGACUUUUGUGAUAGUGCAGGAGCAACUCUUGGAGAAAGAAUCCAAGUUCAAUAAGGACUUCAGCACUUAUCGUUCAUAUACAAAGCAACAAGCCUCCGGUACAGGCAUCACUCUGAUCUUCAUGCCUACAUGGACAUUAAUCCUCCAGUCGUGGAGGACCGCUGCUCAGGUUAAACAGCUGGCAGCAAAAUAGGAAGGAGUAUUGCUGGCAUCUGCUUGGCUAUAUCUGAGUCACGGGGACUUCCCUCAAGCACUGUCAGCAGAGCUUGGAGCAUCGCCAUGCAGUGGGCGAUGUAAGAGGUAGCGCUUUCAGAAGGAGACAACAACAGCAUUAUUUUCAAAGUAUUUUCCUAUUGGAACACUGCACAUGUUUUUUAAAUGCAUGUAAUUAGAGAUGAUGAAUACAGCUUCUCUCAAUACCUCCAUCCAUUUAAGCUGAUGUAAACUGAAUACAGCAUUUUCCUGUAUAAAGUGCUCAGUGCCUGUCCUGUCAGCAGGGCAGCCACAUCUGGAGCACAUUGCGUGUAGCCGCUGGUAGUGCUGUCAAACACAAACACAUCUUGAUAAGGAAUCUGGCUUAUACACAUCAACCUGCUCAGCACAAGCAUGCAGUGCUGUUUGGGCAAAGAACACGAUCUGACACCUGGCCGUGCCACCAGCUUGCCAUGCACUGCUACUGAGGUUUAAUGGGGUGGCAGAGGGAGGUGAGUGAGGGAGCUUCAUGUGCUGACAGCAUUCCCCAAGCAUUGGUAGCCACCAUCUCCAGCUGGGUAUUCCUGGAUACUUUGCCCACUUAGCCGUGAUUACAGACCUAUACUGGCCUUUCCUUUACUCGUUUGUCCCUUCACCCAUCACAUGUGUCCAUGCACUGAAGACACAAACCUUCUAGCACAGGACUGGGCUUUAUGUGCACGCCCAGCAUGCAGCACAGUGCAUACCAGCACUGUUUGAGGUGCUGAGGGCUAUUUCAAGACACAAGGGAUAACUGGCUGUAAGAAUCACACAGCUGCAAAUCAAAGAGAUGGAGUAUGAGGCAUUUAUUGAUGCAGCUCAGAUCUGUAUCAGAGGGAACUGCAGAUUAAGGAAACAAACUGCUGGGAAAUAUCACUGUUACUGUCUCAGGAAGCACUCAGCAAUUUGAGAUCUGUGCACAUCUGACUGGGCUUUCUCCCAUAAACAUGCUUCUUUUUAGUACUAUACUUGAUUUCAUAAGCUGUCUCUCCCUGCAUUCAUGUGAAUCAUGACUACUGGUGCUGUAUUUAGCAAUAUCAGUAGUGGAGUCGGUCCCUAACUCUUCGCAAGAGGCCAGUAAAUGCCUGACAGUGCUGGAGCAUAUGCCAAAAUCUCCACUGAUUUCCUCAGAAUCAGGGUCUCACUCCCCGUCCCGAGCCAUACUGCACAUAUUCUAGCACUACCUAAGAAGUACUGAAUAUGCAAUACUAGGCCAUGUAGUGGCCAUGUGUAUUGGAUAUGGCCCAGAAAGACCCAGUGUGCACAUCUGUGAAGCAAGGUGACAAAUACAAAUUACCAUCCAAGCUUUUUAGUUUGCUCAAAAUCCACUCAAAAUCCACUUAAAGACAUGUCCUAAUCCUCCAUCACUAGAAUGUUCCAGCUCUAUCUCUCCGUUCAACUUUUUCAGGCCACACGGCCAAUACGUGUUAAGAAGCAAGAAGCUGAUAACACCAGCAAACCAGGCGGCCAGUGCACUGACCCUGACCGAAAUGGGCUUUGUUUCAGGGGGAGAUAAGGGUCUCCCACCUCCAUGGGUGGGCCUUUGGAGUGACCAAUGAGUGUGGACAGACACCAAGGCCUGCUCUCCUCUUCCUCUUUAUAACCAGGGCCGUGAGGGCACUUAGUACAACCUGCUCUGGGUGUUCGCUGAAGAGAGCCUGAGCCAGCACUCUCCUGCAAAAUGACACUGACCCAAGCUGAGAAGGCUGCCGUGACCACCAUCUGGGCAAAGGUGGCUACCCAGAUUGAGGCCAUUGGGGCAGAAUCACUGGAGAGGCUUUUUGCCAGUUACCCUCAGACGAAAACCUACUUCCCUCACUUUGAUCUCAGCCAAGGCUCAGUUCAGCUUCGUGGCCAUGGCUCCAAGGUCCUGAAUGCCAUCGGGGAAGCUGUGAAGAACAUCGAUGACAUUAGAGGUGCUUUGGCCAAACUAAGCGAGCUACAUGCUUACAUCCUUAGGGUUGACCCAGUGAACUUCAAGCUGCUUUCCCAAUGUAUCCUGUGCUCCGUGGCUGCCCGCUAUCCCAGUGAUUUCACCCCAGAAGUUCAUGCUGCAUGGGACAAGUUCCUGUCCAGCGUUUCCUCUGUUCUGACCGAGAAGUACAGAUAAAUGGCUUCCACACCGGGUUAGGGACAUGCACGGAUGGCACACAACAGCUGCCAAGUUCUGGGGUAUUCUUCCUAUGCAGUCCCCUCAACUGUCCUAUGCAGGGGCUCAGCCAUCUGCAGACUAAAAUAAAUAAUUCAA
Molecule: messenger RNA, 4411 nt
Organism: Phasianus colchicus (ring-necked pheasant)
Lineage: Eukaryota; Metazoa; Chordata; Aves; Galliformes; Phasianidae
Product: hemoglobin subunit pi
Biological process (GO): oxygen transport; hydrogen peroxide catabolic process
Cellular component (GO): haptoglobin-hemoglobin complex; hemoglobin complex; blood microparticle
Molecular function (GO): iron ion binding; organic acid binding; oxygen binding
Source: RefSeq, a predicted model, not a curated record